UCCCCGCCAGUACCCAGCCCAAGCUGGGGAAGCUAAUGAUGCAACCAGCGGACCAAAUUCAGUGAUGAAUCCUGGCCAUGUGCCACCUGAGCACGUUGUGUGUACACUAAGAGGACAGUCUAACAGUGCUAGGUGUCUCGUGAAAAAAAUCUCUCUUUGGGAUUUCUGUGGCCCCCACUGUAUCUCAGCAUCUCACAAGCUUUCCUGUGUUUAUUCUCACAACACCCCUGUGAAGUAGGGCGGUGCUAUUAUCCCCAUUGUACAGAUGGAAAGCAAUGGAAGUUAGGAGCCUAAAUAUCUUUGUUGGUCUGGGCCUGUGUAACUCCAAGAUCACACAGGGAGUCUGUGGCAGAACAGAAAGUUCCCUGAGUUGUAGCCUUACACCCUAACCACUGAACCACCCUUCCUCACUAGCUCCCUAGAAACGCCCGUCAUGUUUUAGAGAUGUUGUUCUCCACCAUCCUGCGACUGACUUAGUUAUUUAACCACACCCACAAAGACUGUCAUAAUCAGCUGAAGACGUCCUUCAAAUGAGUCACAUUGCGGGAUACUCAGAGAAAGGAUGGGGAAGGCAGCAGAGUCUGGUAGGACACCACUGGUAGGAGUUAGACCAGGCAGGAGGAUGUUGAGAAGCAGAAGUGAGAGCUGGAGCCACAAACUGUUCAGCGCUCCCUGAGUCACUUCAGAUUAGUACAUAGUGAACAUCUCAACAUUUGAAAGGAGAAGUAACUGGAGGGUGAAUCGCUACUGGGUCCUAGGCUUGAGGCAAUCCCAGUCACGAGGCAUGUUGCAGUGAUUGACCUCAGAGCCUGGGAUGGAAAUGGAUCCAUCAGCUGACUCAGUCUAGGCAAAACAUGUCCAUUCAGCUCAGCAUGGCUGAGCAUGUGAACUGCAAAGAGGUCAGAAGUAGCCACAGAAAGGGUCAAAGAGAGCCUGGCCAGGCCAGGCUUGUGGAUAGAUUACUACUGGAAUAUCUAGCUGCCAGGUUUUUGCUGGUGAAAUGGUGAUGGUCAGAGAGCAAUCCUUUGAGCAAGGCCUGAGGAGGAGGAAGGUCAGCACUGAAAAGGUAGACUUGGGAAAGGAAGACUCCAGAGCUUUGGGAAAGGAUGUGGUGAAAUUCUAGGGCCUGGCAAGGCAACUGUAGGGAUUUAGAACCUAAUCCAAAGGCCACAGUAUUUCCAUUGGCAGUAAUGGGUUUUGGAUCAGGACUUUAGGGCACAACCUAAGGCCAGGGCAACUUUGGGAGCAGAUGAGAGAGAAAAUCACCACCACCUGCCAGAGGAGAGUUCUCCAGAGUGCAGGAGGGUGCCAGCUAAAUCCUGCCUCGGGUGCCAUGGGCCCAUAACAUGCUGCAUCAUCUGCUGCGUGCGCAUGCCACGCUCUGGGCUGGCAUCGUUUUGAAAGCAUGCGUUGUGUCCUUUGCUGUUUACAGAACAAGAACAAUGUGACGAGCCCACAGGGGCACAUAUAGGCCCCACAUCACCAUACACAAGCGUGCCAGGCCUAGCGAUAGGCAUAUUGCCUUUCUGAUUGGUUUUCGUUCGCUUCUAAAUGAUAGAAUACAGUGCACUCCAGUAGACAGCUCACAAACUAUUUAAGGAGUUGCUACCCGGUUCCUAUACAGCAUAACAUGGCCAUGUAGCAAGGACACGCCUUCGAUCUGCAUGGACAAGGGGUAAACUCCAGGUAAGCUGCCCCCCUACCCUUGUUGCCCAGUGCUCAGGGCUAUACGAGCAUUUGAUUGGGAGGGUGCCAGACUCUGCAGGACUGGAUUGAAUCCCACACAGAGUCGUUUCCCUGUUCUAUCUAAUCUUUAAUGUAUUUUAUUUACCCUUGUAAUGCCUGGGAGGUGGGACGGUGCUAUCACCCCAUUGCACAGAUGUGGAAUGGAGGCACAGAGAAACUUUGCAAGUUCCCCAAGGUCACACAGAGAGUCUGAGGGACAGCCUGGAAUUGAACCAAAGUCCCAGCCUAGCACCCUAGCCCUUGGAACACCCUUCCUCUCUAUCGUUGCCCGGGCUCUCCUCAGUCCUUCUUGGCUUAUUUUAACUCUUUUCGAUUUCUUGUUGUUCGAGGGGGGGAAAAAAUCACCUAUCUGAGCCUGUUUCUUUUUUUCUGUUGAGUCAUACGACAGUCACGCUGGCUGUGAAAUUGCUGCACUGCCUGGGCCAAGUAGUAGUACCCCUUUAUGGAGAACUGAUCUGUGUGUGUAAAAAAGCAGAGCACGGUGCUUUUCGGUAGAGUCUGUGCUUGUAAAAGAGACUUUCAGCUUGGUUUGCAGCAUGGUUAGGCCAGUGCUAGGCUAGGAAAAACUGGACCGGUAAUUCCCCACUUCUGGGAGCGGUAGAACAGGCAAGAUCCGGUGUUUUAUCGCUGUGCUGUCUGCCCCAACCUUGACUCCAUUCCUCAGGAUGAAGAGAAGGAUUUCCAGUCAGACAGGCCCCAAAACUGUGCUUUUUGAGGCGGGAAAACCCUUCACGAGGAGCCUGUCUCUUCCUUUGAAGCACCGGGGGCUGGCUACAUGCUGGCACUGAAUAAUCUCACAACAAACCUGGCAAGGGCAGCAGAGAUGAUGCGCUGGGUGCCCCUGAGCAGCAGGAUGAGUUAGAAAACAAUUAGGAAAAGUCCAACCUUAUUUCCUCCAUCAAACUCCCAGUGUUCAGAGCACCAUGCCCCGAAGCUAAGUAAAGGGAAGAAAGCAAGAGCUUGUGCAAGCACCGAGGGCUAGAGCCGAUGGCCUCCGGUUGCCACUAGAAUCCUUUCAGGCUGGAGGAGGAGAUCACAGGAUGAAUGCCACAGUCGUACUGCUCCCUGAUGCCCUUCUCUGCAUUGUGUAAUGGUGAAUCCUUCUGCUGGCCAAGAUUAGAAUGAGUCACCCCGGAAUGGAAGAAUGAUGAAUCACCGCACGGCCCCCUUCAUGAAUUCCAGCAAGAACGUGGAUUUGAAGAUAAUUAUCAUAGGCGCACUGGGGGUGGGGAAAACUUCCCUCCUGCACCAGUUUGUGCACAAGACAUUCCAUGAAGAUUAUCGGACUACUCUGGGAGCCAGUAUCCUAUCUAAGCACAUCAUGGUGGACAACACCCCCCUAAAACUGCAGAUCUGGGACACCGGGGGUCAGGAGCGGUUCCGGUCCAUGGUGUCGACGUUCUAUAAGGGCUCAGAUGGCUGUAUGCUGGCCUUCGACGUUACAGAUCUGGAGUCCUUCGAGUCCUUGGAUGAUUGGAGAGAGGACUUCCUGGAGAAGAUAAUCCCCACAGAGCAGGGCUUCCCCAUGGUGGUGCUGGGAAAUAAAAUCGACUUAAAUGAACGGCAGGUGUCCAAGGAGACAGCUUCAUUCUGGUGCAAAGAAAAGGACAUCCCGUAUUUUGAAGUCAGUGCCAAGAACGAUAUCAACGUAGUGCAGGCCUUUGAGACGCUCGCAAGGCAGGCCCUGUCGAGGUACCAAGAGAUGCUCGAGAACUAUUUAACAGACUCCAUCAAGCUCACUCCUGACGACCAGCCCAAGAAGAAAUGCUGCUGAAUGAGACAUUUGGAGACACCUGACAUCAUGUCUCUGAGUCCUCGCUCGGCACCGAAAUCGCUGAACCGACUCCAUUCACUUCCGGUUUUGUGUUCAGCCGCAGGAGAUGACCACAGUGAUCCGGUUCCACAUUGCACAGCCAAGCUGACAAAUCUCGUGACAUUUACCGAGUGCAGAGAAGAGACCAGCCUUUUCUCUACAUGCCUAGAUUGGACUAACCCAGCCAGACCACACCUGGCUGCUCCUAUGCAUCGGGACCCUUACAGCUUCAUUAACCUUCUAACCACCCAUUUCAAAGCCUUGCACUGGCCUUCUAAACCUGGCUCUGUGCAGUCAGUGCUGAGUCCAGGUGGCCCAGCUACCUUCCCAGGGCUGUGGCUGGCUCAGUGACCUCACUCACCUGCUAUCUCUCUGCUCUAGUUACACCUGUUGACACUCAGGCAGGUCACAGUGGAUUAGUGGCUCACCCUCUGGCACUUGACCAGGCAUUCCCAACACACACCUGAAUUGACAGUGCUAGGCAAGGCAGGGCUGUGCUGUCACUCCCCUGCAGGCUGGGCCUCACUAGAGAAUGUAAUCUCAGUCGCCGCUGUUUGAACGCAAAACAGAGACAUUUGUUCGCCAGAUACCCAGUGUUUAAACUAACACCCUCACAGUCUGCACUUGAUAUUAAACAGGCGUAAGCUACUUAUCCCCAAGGGAGGGAAGGGUGGAUGGUCUAGUGGUCAAAGCACAGGCCUGAGAGCCAGGAGCGUCUACAUUCGAAUCCCAGCACUGACACACAUUGCCCUAGGCAUAACCUUUCUGUGCCUUAGUUUCUCCCCACCUGUAAAAUGGUAGGGGAGCGUGAUAACUCUCUCUCACCCAGCGAUGAGGUUGUUUGUAAAGCACUUUGACAAUGAGCUGGGCUGUGUUGUUUUAUUGGCAGGGUGUUUUUUAAAGGAAUACUUUUAAAGGGAGGCAGUGGGGCCUACUGGCUAGAGCACUAGACUGGGUCACAGGAGACCUGGGUCCUAUUUCCAGCUCAUCUGCUAGUCUGCUGGGUGACCUUUGGUAAGUCACUUCACCUCCCCGUGCUGCAGUAGCCCCAUCUGUAAAAUGGGGAUAAUGAUGAAACGUGCUAGAUAAGAUUUAGGCAUGAUUACUAUUUUAUUAAUCACUUAAAAAGGGGAGGCAUGGAUCAGAUUUUGACACAAGCAAGGAGAUUGAGCAGAACUCGAAAAGGGAAAGUGACAGAAAGCGAAAUUUUGGGAUCUGUGCAGAUCUGUGACUGUCCUGAAGGGUCUCCCUGCUCAAGUGCCUGGAUUUCUAUCUCCACCUGAGAAUGAUGCCCAAUUUUCUGCUUUUAUUGCCCUGUGGGGUUCGGAUUAAUCUUUGGGUGUUAAAGACACAAGGGCUGGACUAAGCCCGUAAUGUGAAACUGACACAUGAAUUUAGGAUUUUCAGUGAUCCCAGGACAGGAGUAGUGGGAGGGAAAGCAGCACAUUCCUACCUCUCGAAGGUGGUUCGUGGCACUUUUAGUUGGUGGCUGUGAGCAGCAGAAGCAGCUGCCACGUGGAACUUGGCCAACGCUUGCGGAAUUGGUGAAACCUGGGUUAACACAGCAGUGAGGCUCACUGGAAGCCAAGCCGCAGGCUGGGGCCAGAGGGCACAGCGGUGUAUCAAUGCUGUUUCCAUGCAGUUUGGCUUUGACUGUGGAAAUCUCAUCCAGCCAUGAAGUCCAGAGGAGCGGUGGACCCCUUCCUGUACACCCUGCCGUGGGCUGUGAUCUCUUCGCAUACACCCGGAUAUGGGCAGAGCCAUGGGCCAGGAUCCCUUCACGUACACCCUGGCAUGGGCCGCGAUCCCUUUGCAAACACCCUGACAUGGGUCGCGCUGCUGAAGGUCAUUGGCCCAGUGUGCUCAAAGCUACUUUAGAGAAAUGUUUCUGGGUUCAGAGAUGACCACAAAACCCCUGUUAAUUUAAAAUCAUUCCCAGCAAAAGUAAAAAAUUUACUCUGAAAUGCUGGGCGUGUGCAUCUUUUUUGUGUGUGGCUCUAAAUAAGAGGAUGUCCUGGGUCGGUUCCCUGGGAGAAGCAAAUUUCACAGUGGUCCUGUGCAGGGGAAUAAGGCAAGCUGGACUGGGACUUCCUUGGAGCAUUUAGUCCAGCUCUGAAGUGUCAGUGUUGGUGGAGAAGUAGAUCCUACUGGAGGGGUGGGGAAUCCCCUUCUUCCACCCCCAGGAGCUGCAAGGAUCCAUUUCUGAAGCCCCUCAAUCUUUGCUGCAGAACUUCUUUUGGUUUCACAUUUCAAACGUGUCUAGCUCCUGCCUCUCUCUCUGAGCCGGGAGUCACAUAAGCCAUAGGACUGGAAGAACCUCCUGGGUCCUGGAGUCCAGUCUCGGGCUAUCUCAGGCCACUGUGAUGCACAAUCCUAUUGUUGUUAUUAUUUGUAUUGCAGCAGCCCCUAGAGACCAGGUCCCAGAAGGCGCUGUGCCAGGUGCUGUACAAACAUCUAACAGAGUCCCUGCACUGGAAAGCUUAUGAUCUAAAUGAGUUCUGAGCCCCUUCUGCAGAUCACAAUGACAUUCCUGAGAAAUUCCAGGAUUUUUCUCUGGGACCAUCGCUAUUUUCCCAGCAGAAAUUUCUUUGACCAAACACCAGUUUUGCAAAGCACAGACAACAACAAAUGGGGAUGGAAGGAGUGUAGAAUGGACGUAACUGAUAAUUGAUCACCAUAUUUGGGGUCAGGAAGGAAUUUUCCCUCAGGUCAGAUUGUCAGCCAGAGAUCCAGGGUCGUCCCCCCCCGCUCCUCCUCCUCCCGGUCAUCUGCAGCCUGAGGCAUGGGUCACUUGCUAGUUUGAACUAGAGUAAAUGGUGGAAUCUCUAUAGCUUGAAAUCUUAAAAUGUAUGAAAGAUCUGUAUAUGGGCCUGUCAUUCUGCCUUUGGGCACAAGAGGUCGUCAGUACAGUGUGAAGAAAACUUCUAUUGUAUAGCCUUCAUACAAGCUUCGUAGAAUCACAGAAAUGUAGGACUGGAAAGGACCUCGACAGGCCAUCUACCAUUGUCCUGCACUGAGCAGGGCUAAGUAUUCCCUAGACCAGGGAUCCGCAACCUUUCAGAAGUGGCGCGCCGAGUCUUCAUUUAUUCAUUCUGAUUUAAGGUUUCGCGUGCCAGUAAUACAUGUUAACAUUUUUAGAAGGUCUCUUUCUAUGUCUUACAUAUAUAACUAAACUAUUGUUGUAUGUAAAGUAAAUAAGGUUUUAAAACUG
Molecule: messenger RNA, 6770 nt
Organism: Malaclemys terrapin pileata
Lineage: Eukaryota; Metazoa; Chordata; Testudines; Emydidae
Gene: RAB7B
Product: RAB7B, member RAS oncogene family
Exons: 9
Coding region: 2891-3520 (209 amino acids)
Biological process (GO): phagosome-lysosome fusion; endosome to lysosome transport
Cellular component (GO): late endosome; lysosome; phagocytic vesicle
Molecular function (GO): GTP binding; GTPase activity
Source: RefSeq, a predicted model, not a curated record